CGGGGUCUUACCUGCUCACAAACAGACAACUCAAUGACUGAAAAGGGACCAUUGCUGUGCACCAAUUAUUCACUUGCUGACUAGGGCAGUUGGCUGGAUAGACUCUGAAUUGGAGAGACAAGACAAUCUUAAGUUUCCAUUGUAAAGUUAUACAUUGGCAACAAUGUCGGAAAUAACAAUGGAUCCGCCCCACCUCGUUCAUACGGGCGCUGCUUGCUAUGCAUGCUGCACCGUUGCGCCGGGGAAGCUCCUGCGUUGCAGCGCCUGCGACAGUGCUUGGUACUGCGAUAUAAACUGUCAACGCAAACAUUUCAAGGAGCACAAGCCGUAUUGCCGAGCGCUUCGCUUGUUCCACGCCCUUCAGGCCGACUUGCCGCCUGAGUCUUGGCCGCGCAAUGCACGGGACUUCUACGUUCAGCGCUCCAACUGCCAUCAGAUCCUGGAACCCAUGCUCCGGCGCCCGCUCACUCGCGCCGAGCACCGAGCCAUUCUCGGAGAGGCGCGGUGCAGCGUUUGUAUGGUCACCCGAGGCCAGCUAGCACGCCGUUCAAAGGCCGCGGCGGCCGCUGCUACAGCCUCCUCGGCUUCCAGCAGCAAAGCAGCAGCAGCCGCAGCCGAGGCUAGCGCUCCUCCCUCGACCGCCGUCAACGGCAACACCGGCAACAGCAGCAGCGCCAACAUCAACGGUAGCGGCCUGCUCGAAACCGAGCAGCAGCAGCAGCCAGCCACCGCUGCUGCGGCCUCGUCCACCGAAACCCAACACCAGACCACCGGAACCCAACCCAACGCCGCAUCAUCCAAUGCUGCGGCAGCAGCACCACCAGCGGACAAGGCUACCGCCGCCGACACCGCUGCAUCCACCCCCACCCCCCGCAGCAGCGCCCCCGCCCUGACCUGCUGCCCGCACUGCCACUGGGGCUGGGCCUGCCCCCAGCACCGCGACGCCUACCUCGCCGGGCCCCAUGCGGCCGUCUGCACCGCCUACCAAAACAUGAACGAGAGCCAGCUGCUCACACACCGCUACCUGACCGCCACCGGCCGCCUGCCCAACUACGUGCCGGACAAGAUGCGACCCACGGGUCAGUCGGCGUCGUCGGCAGCGGCGGGGGCGACGUCUCUUGCUGGGCAGGCGGGUGCCGGAGGCUGGGAGCCGGUGCCCGCUGCCGGCUGGGCUGCGUUCCAGGCCUGGCGGCCGCUGCCGGUGUUUGACGCGGGGAUGAUGUGUUUGCUGACAAAGCGGAUGUCGCAGGCGCUGACGGUGGUGCAGGCCCUGCAGCACCACUACCCCCCCGCGCACCUCGCCUCCCUGCGCCACCUGGAGCUCCACGUGUUGGGCGCCUCCGCAUUCGAGGUGCCCGCGGACCGCAUCUGGGAGGAGCUACUCAACCUCCUGCCGCCGCCGUCGCCGCCAGCGGUACCGGCACGGCCACAACGGGACUCGACAGCAGCUGCAGCAGCAGCAGCGGAAGCGUCUGCUGCUCCCUCCACCGCCACGAGCAGCGGUCCCCCCCGCGUGCUGCAUGUUGCCUUCGUGGGUCCCGAGCUGAGGGACAUCAUCCUGGAGGACUCGGACGGCCGGGCGCUGCCGCAGGGCUCGGCGCUCUCCUCCCCGCCGCCACCACCCGGCCGUGAGAUGCUGUACUCGUACCACCUCUGCACCUACCAGGAGUUUGCGGCGGGGCGCCGACCCCACCGCAGCGGCGGCAGCAGUAGCAGUGCUGAGGCCUCCCUGGGUCGCGAGUGUCCCUGGCGGAAACCCGACCUGGCGAUUGCCUUCAACAGCGGCAUGUCGGAAUCCGACAAGCAGCUCUGGGCGCCGGCGCUCGAGGUGCUUGUGCGGCAGGGUGUGCCGGUGGUGUUUACGUCGUACAACGGGGAGGAGGCGGCGGCGGAUGCGGCGGCGUGGCGGGCGGCGGGCGGACGGGUGACGCUGGGGCCGGAGAGGAACCCCUACCGCGCACUGGAACCGAUUUCGGAGCCGUCCGGGGUGGAUGAAUUCUACUACCAGAACUACUACUGGUGGUGCGGUCGAGCGGCGGCGACAGUAGCAGCAGCAGGCAAGUGAGGUGGCUGCAUGUGCGGCAGGAGGCGUUGGGGGCUGAGGCCGUGCGUUGGACUGUGACGGGGAGGGGGCGACGGUUGACCAGCGGCGUGAUUCGAUGCGAACUGGAGGGGAGAGGGGGCGCGCGUUAUUGUUAACCUGUAGGAUGUGAUAUCAGGGCGUGCGGGUAGUUGGCAAAGGAAGAGAGCUAAUGGAGAGCCAACAAAGGGCGAGCUUAAGCGGAAUUGCAAGCGGCAGCGACAAAACGACUGCCCGUGGUGCCUGAGGCCAAGACGGCGUCUCCAUGCGACCAUGGAUCAUUGAGAACUAGGGCGGCCUCCGGGCACUGCUCAUAGCAAUGCAUGCAAAGACGUGCAUGCGUGCUUUUGACUCCUAUGGUGCGUGAAAUCCGGCAGGUGUGAAGUUCAGAUGUUCAUGGUUCUUGGCGUUUGUACGAAUGCCCAACUUCCGUGUGUGUACGGAUGCCCUUGCGUGCUUGUUGUCUGCCGUGGAUCCUGUGAUAAGCAGCAGUGGAACAGACGUGCGCGCACUGCGUGUGGAUUGCAAUACUAAGUGGGUCAGGCUCGUCGCAGAUUGAUGGUCCAUGCGCAAUUCAUGUGGAACAUUCGGUUUCACGGUUGACCCUCGCUGGCGUGCUGACGUACCGGUAAGCGCGCUGGCUGCCGGUGGCUUUUGCAUGCUUGGAUUGAAAAUUGGGGAAGUGCACAAGAAGGAACAAUGAAAGGCUCGUAUGAAAUCUGGAUUCUUGUGAGGUGUUUGUCGGGGCUGGGGUAUUCCAACCUAGCUGCGAUGAUACUGCUGGCCGUGACCGGGCCGGGGAUGGUGGUGGGGAAGACUGCAUGGCAGGGUGCGGGGCGCGGCAACUGGGUGUACCUGACCAUCUUGCUGCGUGCAAGGAUGGGCAUCACCUGUUUGUGCUGGAGGGAGGGUGCAAGGCGGGAGGGACUUGCGUCGUGUGGCUGGGUGGUUGGGUGGUGCUGGUGUUGUUGCACACAUUCGGGAACUGCCUGCCUGCAUGCAUGUGGGGAUGGAUGCCGGGGUUGCCGGACACGGCGUGUGUAACUGUGUGGAUUCGCACGGAGGGGGGCGCAAGCGGGAGGAUGUAAGGACACUAACCUGGCUGCUGCGGCAGUCAUGCUCAAGCUAAGGGUAUAUGGUAUGUUGAGGAGGUGAUGAGGCUGGGUGAGGUCAAUCGCUUUCAUACCGGUAGAAGUGUGACGAGCUGUUUGUGACGAAGGAACGCGGCUAGAGGCGGAAUGGGUGGCCAAGCAACGCGGCUAGAGGCGUCUCAUCUGUAGUUCAAGAUGCGGUGCUGGGAGGUACUGCAGACGAUGCGGAUUAUGCGAUCAUUGACAAACCGCAUCAGUAGUUUGAGAAGCAGCCGUAACUAUUACAUGGAAGCGCCCUCUGCCCUUACCGGUAACACAGAAGGGCGCGGGGUUGGUGCACAUGCA
This is a messenger RNA of Astrephomene gubernaculifera, 3516 nucleotides long. Lineage: Eukaryota; Viridiplantae; Chlorophyta; Chlorophyceae; Chlamydomonadales; Astrephomenaceae. The record is from the annotation of a GenBank genome assembly.